Blepharisma stoltei is the source of this 777-nucleotide messenger RNA. The record is from the annotation of a GenBank genome assembly. Lineage: Eukaryota; Ciliophora; Heterotrichea; Heterotrichida; Blepharismidae.
AUGGCAACUCUUGUAGUUUGUGCUUCAGGUUUUACAACUCAAGAAAAAGCUAAAAUUUCCGAAAAUGUCACAGAACUCGGAGGAAAAUUUGAAGCAGACCUUACUCAAGCAGCACAAGUCCUUAUUGCAAAACAUUAUGGAACUCUCAAAACCCAAACUUCAAGUGACAAGAAUAUUCCCAUAGUGACUAUCAAAUGACUUGACGAUUCCUAUCGUAAAAAAAAAUUUAACGACCACUUUAUGCGCUAUAAACUUAAUUUAUUUGCAGGUUUAAAAAUUUGGCCAUACAGAAUCCCAAAAGAAAAAACUCGAGCAAUCCAAAAAAAAGGAGGCCAAAUUGUUGAAAAUUUUUCUCCUGAUUGUUUUUGCGUGAUUACUGCAAAUAAAAAUAUAAGCUAUCUCCAAUACUGUUUGCCUGAGACUAAAAUAAUCCCAGAAGAAUGGUUGGAUGAGUGCUUAAAAAUGAAUAAAUGGAUUGAUCCUCAAACUAUUGUGAUCGCUAAAUCCAUCAAUGAUGAUGACUACGUCCAAGAAUAUUAUUUAGGAAAAUGUGUAUUUUGGGUUGACGGGAUCGACCCCGAAGAAGAAAGGGAUUUAAAAGAAUUGAUUAUCAUAGGAGGAGGGACAUAUGUUAAUAAAUUUCUCCCAAGAGUCACCCAUAUUAUAACAAGAGAUAUGAAAAAGCAUCCUCUAAACGUAAGAAAAGUAUCGCCAGAAUGACUAAGAGACUGCUCCUUGCAAAAAAUCUGUAUUCCUGGACCCAUCGCAAUUAUUUAA